AUGACGGGCACCAGCGGGCUCCCUCUGCAGGCCGAGGUCGGGGACGAGUUCGCGCACGACCUGGCCACGCUGCAGAAAUCCGGAGGCGCGGCGGACGGGGCGCCGGUCGUGCCCCCCUACUGCGGCAAGGUCAGCCGCUGCCUCAGCCACCUGCAGACCCACAUUCGGAUCCACACCGGCGAGAGGCCCUACGCCUGCAGUUACUGCCAGUUCCGCACGACGCAGAAGGUGGCGCUGAAGGAGCACAUCUACACGCACACGGGAGAAAAGCCGCACGUGUGCCCCCACUGCGACUUCAGGUGCGCCAAAAAGUGCAACUUGAACUCGCACAUCAGGAGGCAUCACGGGGCCCAGGCAGCGGGGAUGCACUUGCCCGAGUCCAUAAUGUGAAAGUGGAGUGAUUUCUCUUUGAGUGUUGAGUGAUUUCCUGACAGGUGAGAACAAUCAAGAACACAAUAACAAAAUAGUUAUAAAACAAUUUAAACAAAAUCGCACUGUGAAUAUAAUUUGGAAAAAGGCAUUGUAACUCAUUAGACAAAAUAGAAAAGUAAAAAUGUGUAGUAGAAUAUGCCCUGAAGGUAUUCAGCUAAUUAAUGUGUAGAUACUCAUGUAUAAAAGUCACAUUUGCAUUUACAAAAACAAACAAACAAACUUUAUAUCAUUAAAAGCGAUUCAUCCAUCCGAUAUUUCAUUCGUGUUCUACUCUGCUAAUUCAUAAUUUAUUUUUUAUUUUUUCUAUU
This is a messenger RNA of Penaeus vannamei (Pacific white shrimp), 740 nucleotides long. NCBI's taxonomy places the organism in Eukaryota, Metazoa, Arthropoda, Malacostraca, Decapoda, Penaeidae. The record is from RefSeq and is a predicted model, not a curated record.